This is a messenger RNA of Colletotrichum spaethianum, 1323 nucleotides long. RefSeq names its product peptidase S41 family protein ustP. Bases 1 to 1323 code for a protein of 440 amino acids. NCBI's taxonomy places the organism in Eukaryota, Fungi, Ascomycota, Sordariomycetes, Glomerellales, Glomerellaceae. The record is from RefSeq and is a predicted model, not a curated record. The transcript has a single exon.
AUGAAGAUUCCAGCUAUCAAGACAAGCGCUACUGUGCUGGCGCUGGCAACUCGAGUUGCCAGUUCCGUGUAUUGCGAUUCCGACGAUUGUGCUCAAAACCAACCCGUCGGUACUCCCACAAGCACUGCUGCUUGCUCCACUGUGAGUGCAUUGUGGGCGGCCCAAAUCACAGCUACUCCCAAGCCUACCGUUAUCGCCAAGCUUGCAUACGACUGCAUCAAUUCAGUACCGCUCAACAAGCCUGCCGCCUUGAGGUGGAUUGAUGAGUUGAAGCCAUAUCUAGAAUGGCAAUCAACCCUCGCAUUUUUAAAGACACCGCCACCCGAGUAUUUCUUCCCCCCACACGACAUUGUCGCUGCUCUUGACACAAUUCGCGUCGAUUUGGAAGCUGGCAAAUACCCAAACGAGUACUCUUGGCAGCGGGACGUAUUUGUUAAAGUCUUUGGACCUGCUCAUGAUGGACAUCUGUACGUCAAUCCGGACAUCCUCACCAAUGCAAUGGAAUGGGUCAGGCCACUUGCUCUUGUCUCCAUCAGCGAAGACGGUACCUCCCCGCCCGUUAUUAAAGUUUACGACGAUGUCGCCUCCAACCCCGAGACCGCAUCGAUUCUCUCGCUCAUCAAUGGUGUUGACGCGGCAACAUUUCUCAAGGAUCAGAUAUUCGCAAUCACCGGAAGCCAGGACCCUGACGCUGCCUACAACUCAAUGUUUUACUCCAAGUCUUCGGCCGUCUCUAAUAACGCCGGCUUUUUCAAACAAGGUGGCCGAACACGGUACAUUUACCCCGGUGAAACAACUUCAUUCACCUUUGAGAACGGAACAUACCUCGAAUUGCUCAAUAUCGCGAGACUCAAGGGUGACUGGAAUGGGGUCAAAGACGGGACGUCAUUCUUCAGCAAAUUCGCUCCAGGUGCUGGACUCGCCAACUCUACCUUGGUAUCGACAUCUAGCGCAGCACAUACAAGUACACCCACAACCAUGUCACCAACAAGUCCGACGGGUGUUAAAGGCUACCCUUCGCCAGUCGUAAUCAGUAGAGAUUCGGUAGUAUCCGGCUACUUCAUCGAUGAGCCGGGUUUUGAAGACGUUGCCGUUUUGGCCGUCAUGUCCUUCGGGUCCGAUAGCCCUGCCGAGUUUCAAAAAGUCAUCGAGGACUUUUUUCUCAGAGCUAUAAAUGCUUCGAAGACUAAGCUCAUAGUAGACCUCCAGUUCAACUAUGGAGGUUACAUAUUCCAAGGCUACGAUACGUGCGUUGUCAAGGCUCAUCUGCUUCUGAGGGGCCCCUGCCCGGCGCUCUAUUCUUCUCUGCUCUUCAUCUACUAA